Messenger RNA from Plasmopara halstedii, 999 nucleotides. Its product is annotated as histone acetyltransferase type b catalytic subunit. Gene Ontology annotation, biological process: subtelomeric heterochromatin formation. Gene Ontology annotation, cellular component: nucleus. NCBI's taxonomy places the organism in Eukaryota, Oomycota, Peronosporomycetes, Peronosporales, Peronosporaceae. Gene Ontology annotation, molecular function: histone H4 acetyltransferase activity. The record is from RefSeq and is a predicted model, not a curated record. The transcript is spliced from 7 exons. Bases 1 to 999 code for a protein of 332 amino acids.
AUGGAAACCAGGCGAUGUGAAACGGAGGAUAUUCAGACGCCUGCACUGAAACGUGUUCGCUUUGCAAGCUCGGUAUCCUCCAAUGAUGCCACAUUGCUGGCUAUUGCAACUGAUGCCGAUCAAGUUGAAGCGCGAACUCUCGAAUGGUUCUCUCCUGCAUAUACUUACCAUGCGUUCGGUACCAACGAGACCAUCGACGGCUAUACAGGCCUUAAAAAUGCAAUCAUUUACAAUGGUUAUGACUUUAGUGCGCUAUUAGAUGUCAAGUUUGACGAUAAAGAGAAUACAGCCAUUGAUGUUGCAGCAAAAAUGAAAUCAUCGCUACCAAAAGCAUGUAUUCAAGACAAAGAGAAGUUUGUAGCUAUGCUGCGUGAAGCAACGGCUAGCUUCACGGGGCCUCCGGGAAAAUGCAUCAAGGCAUAUAGCUUCAAAAGACCAGCAGAUGGUGCCAUUCAGUCAGUAGAACGACGCUUUGAGAUCUACGAGUGCAUUUUGGAGGACAAUGAAGCUGCUCAGAGACUUCUUGCAAACCUUCAAACGUUGUCGCUUUGGUUUAUUGAAGGUGCCGAUGCUGUAGAUGUCAAAGAUCCGCGAUGGGUAAUAUAUUUGACCUACGAGCGGGUGGAAAAUUGUUUCCAUCCAGUUGGAUUUAUCACUGUUUUCAAAUUUAUCAAUCCAUUGAGACGGAAGACUGCAUUCAACAAGCCGGAACAGAACGAGACUCACCGCGUUUGUCAAGCCCUAAUCUUUCCACCUUUUCAACGCCAAGGCCAUGCUGAGCGUCUAGUACACUCUAUACAUGCACGUGCCGUGGCAAAUGAAAACGUAUACGAGCUUACUGUUGAAGACCCCGUCCCAGCCUUUGCCAACUUACGCGACUUGGUCGAUCUCAAGAAUUGCGUCGAAAAUGGAUUUUUCUCGUUGUCUCCAGAAGCAAGCUCAGAUGCUAGUGGCACCGGGUGCAGACUUGCUACGAGACAUGCAAACUUGCGCAUUUGA